AUGGGGGAUCUGAAUCGAACGGAAGAGCAUCGGCAGCGGGUUGCUGGAUGGGUUCCGGUUGUAAAGCUCUUGAGUGAUCAGCGCCUCCGUGUGGCCAUUAUCGGCCGUAUGAAUGGUGGGAAAUCAUCGCUGUUUAAUCUUCUGUGUAUGGACCCCACCAUCCCAAAAAAGAAAAACAUCGUGAAGGACUUUGAAGGCAUCACGCGGGAUUCCGUCGAAGGUCAUGGCGUGCUGAACGAUAUGCACUUCACCAUCAUCGAUACACCUGGUUUUAUGGAUGGCAACAUUGUCGAGGAGUCUUUCCGGUCGAUUGAGACCGCGGAUGCUAUUAUGUUUGUUGUAGCCGUUGAUCAGGACAUCACGGAGGAGGAGUACCGCUUGGCGCAGUUUAUCGCGAUAAAGCAGGUCCCCGCCUUUCUCGUGGUGAAUAAAAUGGACCUGGUACCGAUGGAGCAUGAGGCGGCUGCCCUGGCGAGCUAUGAAGGGCUUCGACUUGGCCAUGCGAUCCCGCUCUCCACACGGAGACGGGAGGGAUUAGACCUCCUCGCGGCUGUUAUGGAGCCCUUGUACCACAUCCACACCAUGUACAAAAUCGAGAACGAUUGGGACAUCGAAGAUCUCGCGAUGCAGGGGGAUGCGGGCGCCAUGGAGGAGAUUCAAGACCGAAACUGCACCGACAGGUUUAUUCGCGUCGCUAUUGUGGGCCGCACAAAUAGCGGCAAGACGAGUUUGAUCAAUCGGCUGCUGGGAUUUGAGCGGAAUCGCGUGGCCGACGAGGCGAACACCACGCGCGAUCCGAUCGAGCUGCCGUGUGUGUACAAAGGGCGGAAACUGAAGUUGAUCGACACGGCCGGCCUGACGCGCCAGCGCUUUCAGGUCGACCGCGAGUUUAUUGGCCGCCUUCACGCGCUCUCCAUCAACGAAAUUCGCUACGCGCACGUGGUGGUCGUCGUCUUCGACGCGACUGAGGGACACCCGAAUAAAUACGACAUGGCCAUCCUCCACCGCGCGGCGGCGGAGGGACGACCUUUUCUGCUCUGCGCAAGUAAGUGGGAUGUGGUGCUGGACCAGGGCGCCACCGCCGAGGCCAUCGACUUUAAGAUCAAGCGCCAGGUGCGGGAAGUGAAGUACGCCAACGCGGUCGUGGUCUCCGCUCAGAGCGGGCUUAAUCUCACCCUCCUGCUGGACCAAGCUCUCGGGCUCUACGACCUGUGGAAUCGACACGUGGGGCGGGCCGAUCUGACGCGGUUUUGGCGCCGGCUGGAGCGCUCUGUCAUCCUUCCCCACCACGUCGCGCGUAUCGGGCGAAUCACGCAGGUGAAUAUCCGCCCACCCACCUUCCGCCUGCAGCUUCAAACUAAGGACGACUCCAAUCUGCUCCCUAAGGCUAUGCAAGAAAUGCUCAAGAAUGCUCUCAUCGAAGAGUUUGACUUUAAGGGAGUGCCAAUCCGUCUCAUUCAAGACGUCAGGGACUCUAAUCCCGAUUAUAUUUAA
Phytomonas sp. Hart1 is the source of this 1494-nucleotide messenger RNA. The record is from the annotation of a GenBank genome assembly. Lineage: Eukaryota; Euglenozoa; Kinetoplastea; Trypanosomatida; Trypanosomatidae.